AAAGGUGACGGCAACUGGAGGGAGGAAAGCUUGUAGGGGGGAUAAGAUCGUGAUGGCAAUACAAUACAUUAUCUUCCCAAAUUUUGUGCAUACUGACAAAUGACAAUACAGUAUGGCAAGGUGGUUAUUAUUGAAUGCCCCCCUUUCUUGAAAAGUUGCACUCUCAGUAGCACAGUGCCUGAAUCUGAUCUCUAUCUGAAACUUGUUGAACUCAGCAGUUCAGCUGGAAAAAGAAAGAAAGAGAUAAAGGGGCCAUAAUAAAGUGAUAGAAAGGUUAGAGGAGAAGGGUCUGAGCAGCAUUGUUGUCUGUAUAUCAGAUGGAGCAGGAAGAAAAGCAGGAGUCCACUUCACCCCUGCCUGUUAUCCCAAGAUUAGAUCGCAUUGAUCGCCUGCUGCAGUUUCUGGAAGAGAAGCAUUGCUCGGCGAGAAAGCAAAAUUCCUCCAGUUCUGCCAUCCGACAAAGCUUGCCAGAAGAUCAGGAGCUCAAGACUCUGUCCUCUGCGCUUGAGGAAGUUCAUCACAAAGGCACACUUAUGGAGCGAGUGGCAAUGCUUGAGAAUCGAGUUUUACAGUUGACCCUGGAGAUGGAUGAAGGAAACACAUCAGGGUCGAGCUCUUCCACCAUUCCAGAUCCUGUAAAAACUGAUAAGCCUUCGGGUUUACACACCAUCACCAGACAGGAGGAAGGCUCCGCAGAAGCAUGUGUGACGAAGCCACAGGCUUCCCAUAAAAGAAGAAGACAGAAAACAAUAGGCCCCAUAACGCGCCACAGAAAAUGGGUGGCCUGGUUUCAGAUGGGAUGCUAAUACCAUACACCCACCACAUCCUCUGCAUUCCAAAAUGUAAACCCUUACUAGUUUCAUACAUUCUGAAUCCAAUGUGCCGAUUUCCCUUCUUAUCCGCUGGGUUUUCUUUAAUGUCCAAAACGGUUAGAAGAUGACCUUUCCAAGCGUGAAACACGCCCUCCUGCUACACUUUUUAGGCAUUCAUGGGCUGUUUCACGAGGGAUGACCACAAGAGAUUAGCUUACAAGAAACGAAAGCCAUGAAGUGUCUUAUACAGAAUAGUGAUUAAAACUCCACUCCACUCCACAUCAGCCGUCCUUUAAGACUUGUUCCAGGUGGUCACGGAAGCUGAUAUUUUCUAAGGGAGAUCGCAUUAUUGUAUGCAGUGUAAUGGAAAUGUUGACAUGCUCAUGACUCAUGAGUAGGCGUUGGGUCGCAAAUUCUAAGAUGUGAUUGAUAGAUACAUUGAUUUAUCGAUGGGGUGCAUUGAUGCCGUGCAUGCACUGCGUGGAUCUGGGGCCAAUUGACCUCAAUUCUGGACCACUGGGCACUGGCUCACAUGGAACUUGUCCUGAAUUUUGUUCAAGAGAAAGCUCAUCUGUAAAGGUAUCUUUACAAAAGUCUCCAAAACCCUGUUCUGUAUUAAAAAAUCCUAGUUAUCUUGGGAUAACAAUUAACGUGGGUUUCCUACCUGUAUGUAAUGACUGGUUUAUGAAGUGGGGCCGUUUGGGUUAAGCUUCAACCAGCCCAAACACCCAGUUCUCAAUCUAACAGUAUUAGACUAGAGACUUCCUAAUAGAUGCCCAACACAGAUCUUGUGACCAAA
Vitis riparia (riverbank grape) is the source of this 1611-nucleotide messenger RNA. RefSeq lists its product as uncharacterized. NCBI's taxonomy places the organism in Eukaryota, Viridiplantae, Streptophyta, Magnoliopsida, Vitales, Vitaceae. The record is from RefSeq and is a predicted model, not a curated record. Bases 318 to 806 code for a protein of 162 amino acids. The transcript has 3 exons.